AUGGCGUCGCUCGGGGUCCCGGGAAAUUGCUCCGUGGGCUUUCAGCGGCGGUUUUUAUCGCCGGUCGGGGUGUGCCUGGCUGCGGCUCGCCUCUCCUCCGGGACCGUAAAGCUGCUGCUGUGGAGCCUCUGGCCGGAUGCCGCUUCAGAGCUGGCAGGCGGCGCUGUAGAACCUGAGGCAACCCUCGACCUUGCAUUCACUCUAUCCGCUGCGGAGCGACUCGUUGGCCCGGGCCACGCAUGCGCCAAGUCUUCCCUUCGCUAUUCCCGCCCUCCCCCCGCCCCUCUCUGUCUUCUCUGCACUGGGAGCAGCUUUCUUGCCACGGCCCCUCACCCCCUGAAAAUGUAUGCCUGCUCCAGGUUCCUCUCCACCCACUCCUUGGUCAGGAGCACCUCUCAUCUGCUGAGCCGACCACUGUCUGCAGUGGUUCUGAACCGACCAGAGACACUGACAUAUGAGAGCUUCAGCAGCUUGGCAGUCCCAUGUCCCCUGACCUCACUUAUCCCUYGCCGCCGCUUCCAAACCAGCACCAUUUCAAGGGACAUUGACACAGCAGCCAAGUUCAUUGGGGCUGGGGCUGCCACAGUUGGGGUGGCUGGCUCUGGGGCUGGGAUUGGGACUGUAUUUGGAAGCCUUAUCAUUGGUUAUGCCAGGAACCCUUCUCUGAAGCAACAGCUCUUCUCCUACGCCAUUCUGGGCUUUGCCCUCUCAGAGGCCAUGGGGCUCUUUUGCCUGAUGGUGGCCUUUCUCAUCCUCUUCGCCAUGUGAAGGAGCAGUCUCCGCCUCGAAUUCUUUCUCCCAUGUUUGUCUGCCCUGUAUGUCCCUUUUCCUAUWCUUCCUCAGGCAAUCUGGGGUAAGUGGUUGGCUCAGGGUUUGACAGAGGGAAGACAAAUAAAUACUGUAUUARUAAGAUGUUU
Molecule: messenger RNA, 917 nt
Organism: Urocitellus parryii (Arctic ground squirrel)
Lineage: Eukaryota; Metazoa; Chordata; Mammalia; Rodentia; Sciuridae
Gene: Atp5mc2
Product: ATP synthase membrane subunit c locus 2
Biological process (GO): proton motive force-driven ATP synthesis; proton transmembrane transport
Molecular function (GO): proton transmembrane transporter activity
Source: RefSeq, a predicted model, not a curated record